Messenger RNA from Cygnus olor (mute swan), 1727 nucleotides. RefSeq names its product cholinergic receptor nicotinic delta subunit (gene CHRND). Gene Ontology annotation, molecular function: transmembrane signaling receptor activity; acetylcholine-gated monoatomic cation-selective channel activity. Gene Ontology annotation, cellular component: postsynaptic membrane; neuron projection; synapse. The coding region runs from base 112 to 1662 and encodes 516 amino acids. Lineage: Eukaryota; Metazoa; Chordata; Aves; Anseriformes; Anatidae. The transcript is spliced from 12 exons. Gene Ontology annotation, biological process: monoatomic ion transmembrane transport; regulation of membrane potential; nervous system process. The record is from RefSeq and is a predicted model, not a curated record.
UCCCCCUCGGCACCUGGCACCGUCCAUCCCGGUGGCCGGACAUCCGCCAGGCCAGGCCAGGCGGGGAGGUGGCGAGGAGCUGGCACGGCGCGAAAGCACCGCGGGCACCGCAUGGGGGACCUGCCGCUGUGGCUGGCCCUGCUUGGGGCGCUGGUGGUGUCGGGCGGGCUCUGCGUUAACCAGGAGGAGCGGCUCAUCCACCACCUCUUCAAGGAGAGGGGCUACAACAAGGAUCUGCGCCCCGUCGUCUCCACCGACCAGGUCGUGGACGUCUACCUGGCCCUCACCCUCUCCAACCUCAUCUCACUGAAAGAGGUGGACGAGACGCUCACCACCAAUGUGUGGCUCGAACAAGGCUGGACCGAUUACCGCCUACAGUGGAACAAAUCCGAGUUUGGGGACAUCGAGGUGCUCCGCCUGCGGCCAGAAAUGCUGUGGCUGCCUGAGAUAGUCCUAGAGAACAAUAACGACGGGCUCUUCGAGGUCGCCUACUACUGCAACGUGCUGGUCUACAACACCGGCUACGUCUACUGGCUGCCGCCCGCCAUCUUCCGCAGCGCCUGCCCCAUCAACGUCAACUUCUUCCCCUUUGACUGGCAGAACUGCUCCCUCAAGUUCAGCUCGCUGGCGUACAACGCACAGGAGAUCAGCAUGCACCUGAAAGAGGAGAGCAACCCGGAGAUGGACAAGUAUUACCGGGUGGAGUGGAUCAUCAUCGACCCCGAAGGCUUCACAGAGAACGGUGAGUGGGAAAUCAUCCACCGCCCGGCCCGCAAGAACAUCCACCCCAGCUACCCCCCCGAGAGCAGCGAGCACCAGGACAUCACCUUCUACCUCAUCAUCAAGCGCAAGCCGCUCUUCUACGUCAUCAACAUCGUCACGCCCUGCGUCCUCAUCGCCUUCAUGGCCAUCCUCGUCUUCUACCUGCCGGCUGACAGUGGUGAGAAGAUGACCCUGGUGAUCUCGGUGCUCCUGGCCCAGUCUGUUUUCCUCCUGCUCGUCUCCCAGCGCCUGCCUGAGACCUCCCACGCCAUCCCCCUCAUUGGCAAGUACCUCCUUUUCAUCAUGCUGCUGGUGACGGCCGUGGUGGUGAUCUGCGUCGUGGUCCUCAACUUCCAUUUCCGCACCCCCAGCACCCACAUCAUGUCCGACUGGGUCAGAGAGGUGUUCCUGGAGAGCCUGCCCCGCUUGCUGCACAUGUCGCAGCCGGCGGGGAGCGCGGCGGGCGCCCCGUGUAUCCGGCGCUGCAGCUCGGCCGGCUACAUCGCCAAGGCGGAGGAGUACUACAGCGUCAAGUCCCGCAGCGAGCUCAUGUUCGAGAAGCAGUCGGAGCGGCACGGGCUCACCAGCCGCGUCACCCCUGCUCGCUUGGCACCAGCGGGCACGAGCGAGGAGCAGCUCUACGAGCACCUGAAACCCGCCGUUGACGGUGCCAACUUCAUCGUCAAGCACAUGCGGGAGAAAAACAGCUACAACGAGGAGAAGGACAACUGGAACCGUGUGGCCCGGACCCUGGACCGGCUCUGCCUGUUCCUCAUCACCCCGAUGCUGGUGGUGGGCACGCUCUGGAUCUUCCUCAUGGGCAUCUAUAACCAUCCGCCGCCGCUGCCCUUCUCUGGAGACCCCUACGACUACCGGGAGGAGAACAAGCGCUACAUAUAGGGUGGCCAGGAGGAGGGGUCCUCUCUGCUCACUCCGCUGUGGCUCGGGGAAAUAAAGCUGGGUGC